CUCUUCUUCCACAUAAUUACUCUUUUUUGACGUCUCACCUUCUUCCACCUCCACUCGCCACAUUUUCUAUUUCUCUCUGCAGAUUCUUGAAUUGCAUCGCCAACAGUUUGAAUUUCGCAGAUUGAUCGGAGACGCAGAGGAAUAGACAUGGAGUCGAUUUCUCCGGUGACGAAUCAGCCGACGAGGAGCUCUGGUUAUGACCAAUCCCGUCGUAAGCGGAAGAAGAAACCGUCGCAACCACCGUCGUCGCUUUCUCCGUUUCAAUCGUCGUUGCAGAAAUGGAGAUCGGAGAAGCAACAACAGAUCUACUCGACAAACAUCGUUCAAGCUCUGAGGGAAAUCCGAAUUAGCGCGGAGACGGAUCCAUCUGCCAAACCGCCGCCGCAUCCUCGCGGCGGAGGUAGAGCCGUUCGCGACGCCGCUUAUAGAUCACUGGCGGUUACGGCGAGAGGAAGAACACUGUGGAGCCGAGCUAUAUUAUCUAAAGCCGUGAAAGUGAAGCUCAAGUUCAGGAAACAGAACCGGCCGAGAAAUUCGAAUCCUCCUACGAUAACCGGGAAUAACCGGUUAAGGAAAAAGAGAGCAACGGUUUUGAGGCUGAAGGCGAAGGGUUUGCCAGCUGUACAGAGGAAAGUGAAAUUUCUGAGCCGGUUAAUUCCCGGUUGCCGGAAACAACCGUUACCUGUGGUUCUAGAAGAAACCACCGAUUAUAUUGUUGCGAUGGAGAUGCAGAUUCGUGCUUUGAAUGCCAUUAUCUCCGCCGUUGGCUCCGGCUCCAGCUCAUCGUCGUCACCGCCACCACCGCCGGAGACAGGUCAUGACUCAUGAAGGCGAAGAGACGCACAUGCUUGGUUAGCUUGGCCCAGCUGUCUUUUUUUUUUUGUAAUUUUCCUGAUUUUUUUUCUUUUUAAAAAUACUUGUUUAUCUGACCAUGAUUUCUUUUUGCUAUUUUAUGAAUUAUGAAUUUAUGAUUCAACCCCUUCUUCCUUAAUUUAAAUGUAUAUCCAUCCUUUUUCGCGAAUCUUUGAAAGAAAAAAAGAACAAUGGAGUGAUUUUCUGGAGUGUAAGCUUUGAUUUGUGUUAUGUAAGAAUUAGUGUGAAAAUUGG
Messenger RNA from Eutrema salsugineum, 1107 nucleotides. RefSeq names its product transcription factor bHLH147. The transcript is spliced from 2 exons. Bases 148 to 828 code for a protein of 226 amino acids. The record is from RefSeq and is a predicted model, not a curated record. Gene Ontology annotation, biological process: regulation of DNA-templated transcription. Lineage: Eukaryota; Viridiplantae; Streptophyta; Magnoliopsida; Brassicales; Brassicaceae.